UUUUGUAGAGAACAUGGUAAAUAUUUGAGAAGAAAGAACCGAAAGAAACGCCUAGAUCCAAAUACAUUUGAGAAGAUGCAACAUGAGGAAUUUGCUGAAUGGUUCAAGGAUCAUGUCAUGGAGUUGGAGAGGGAGAACGGUACUGGCAGCAUCGAUGAGGAUAUUAGAUGGUUAGCCCGUGGUCCACUUCAUGUUGCAACAAGACAUAGAGCAUUUAAUAUUCGUGGAUACAGAUUUAGACCGAAGCGUUAUGACAAGGUGACUCAAAAUAGUGGUGUUGUUCUGAUUGCAAAAACAUCAAGCUACACUUCUGCACGUGAUAAAAACCCUAUCCUCGGAGAUGUCAUGUACUUUGGAAGGAUAGUUGACAUAAUUGAGUUAGACUACUAUAGAAAAUUUUCAGUUGUGCUGUUUAAGUGUGAAUGGGUUGAUCCUACUGAAGGAAAAGGUGUGCAAAUAGAUAAGUAUGGUUGUAGACUUGUAAAUUUCUCGCAUCAAAUUCACACCGGUAAAAAGGGAAGUGAUGAACCUUUUGUGUUUGCCAAUCAAGUCGACCAAGUAUUCUACAUGGAUGAUCAUCUUUAUCAAGGAUGGUCAAUUGCUUUGAAGAUAAAGCCUCGAGAUGAGUUCGAGUUGGGUGAAGAGUGGAACGAUGUGGAAACUGAACCUUAUCAAGUCAGCAAGUUCUUGGAGCUUUUUGAUAUUUCCCAUCAGAAACAAACUUGGAGGAGAAGAGAUAUAGAGGGAGAUACUGUAGAUGCUCCCAAAGUGUCACCAGAUGAAUCAGUUCCCGAUGAAACAGUGCCUCAAUGA
Molecule: messenger RNA, 813 nt
Organism: Lolium perenne
Lineage: Eukaryota; Viridiplantae; Streptophyta; Magnoliopsida; Poales; Poaceae
Source: RefSeq, a predicted model, not a curated record